Molecule: messenger RNA, 3032 nt
Organism: Oncorhynchus nerka (sockeye salmon)
Lineage: Eukaryota; Metazoa; Chordata; Actinopteri; Salmoniformes; Salmonidae
Gene: tec
Product: tec protein tyrosine kinase
Exons: 19
Coding region: 127-2046 (639 amino acids)
Biological process (GO): adaptive immune response; B cell receptor signaling pathway; intracellular signal transduction
Cellular component (GO): plasma membrane
Molecular function (GO): ATP binding; non-membrane spanning protein tyrosine kinase activity; protein binding
Source: RefSeq, a predicted model, not a curated record
GUCUGUGUCGCUUCCUGGUUCUGCUGGUCACAUAGUGACAGUCAGUGGAGUCAGAAGAAUAUCAGUUCACUCUCAGAAGAAAAGUCAGUGUUCGAUGGCAGAGUGGAGGGAGUGGGUGGGUCCAAGAUGAGUGCUGACACGCUAUUGGAGGAGACCCUGAUCAAGCGGUCUCAGCAGAAGAGGUUGACGUCACCGCUGAACUACAAGGAGAGAGUGUUCGUCCUCACCAAGACCAAGCUCACAUACUAUGAGUUCAGAGCAGAGAAGAGGUUUAAGAAGGGGUCCAUCGACCUGCAGAAAGUCAGGUGUGUGGAGAUCGUGAAGAAUGACGGAGUCAUAUCCUGUCAGAACAAAUAUCCCUUCCAGGUGGUGUAUGACACAAGCACUCUCUAUGUAUUUGCUCCCAGCUAUGAGAGUAGGAGGACCUGGGUCCAAAACAUUAAGGAAGAGAUAAGGGACAACUCUGUGAUCGUUGCUAAGUUCCAUCCUCAGUUCUGGAUGGAAGGCGUGUGGCUGUGCUGUCGUCAGGCAGAGAAACUGGCCCCGGGCUGUGAGGAGUACAACCUGUUUGGAGACCUUUCGAGGAAACUUCUUCCUCCCAUACCUGGAGAGGAGGGCACAGGAAGGUCUCGUCGGCCUCCCCCUCCCCCUCCCCCCCCUCCCGUACACAGCCCUGAUGAUGGUAGUGGUGUCGAGGAGGUUGUGAUAGCUCUGUAUGACUUCUUUGGUCCUGAACCACAUGACCUGACUAUGACCAAAGGAGGAGAAUACGUCAUACUGGAGAAAUGUGACAUCAACUGGUACAAGGCCCGCAACAUAUACGGGAAGGAGGGCUACAUCCCCAGCAACUACGUGACAGAUAAAAAAUUGGGGAACCUGGAACAGUAUGCCUGGUACAGUAAACAUGUCAACCGGAACAAAGCUGAGGAACUACUGCGGACAGAGGAUAAAGAGGGAGGGUUCAUGGUAAGAGACUCCAGUAAGCCAGGCGCCUACACCGUCUCCCUGUACACCAAGUCAGCAGGGGAGGGAGGUGCAGCUAUCAGGCAUUACCACAUCAAGGAGACCUCCGGCUGCCCCAGACAGUUCUACCUGGCAGAGAAACACCUGUUCACCUUGAUACCUGACCUCAUCGAGUACCACAACCACAACGCUGCAGGUCUGGUAGCCAGGUUGAGGUAUCCAGUAGGGAAGGAGAGAUCUGCUCCAUCCACAGCAGGCUUCAGCUACGAGAAGUGGGAGAUCAACCCUUGUGAGCUGACCUUCAUGAAGGAGUUGGGUUGUGGUCAGUUUGGGGUUGUGCGGCUGGGGAAAUGGCGAGCUCAACACAAAGUAGCCAUCAAGGCUAUCAGAGAGGGGGCCAUGUACGAAGAGGACUUCAUAGAGGAAGCCAAGGUUAUGAUGCGUCUCACCCAUCCUAAGCUGGUGCAGCUGUAUGGAGUGUGUACCCACCAGAAACCCAUCUACAUUGUGACUGAGUUCAUGGGACUGGGAUGUCUGCUCAAUUAUGUCAGGCAGCGUCGGGACACCUUCAGCCUGGGGUCCUUACUGAGUAUCUGUCAGGACGUCUCAGAGGGGAUGGAACACCUGGAGGCACACGGCUUCAUACACAGAGACCUGGCAGCGAGGAACUGUCUGGUGAACGAUGCUCUGGUGGUGAAGGUAUCAGAUUUUGGAAUGGCCAGGUAUGUACUAGAUGACCAGUACACUAGUUCAUCGGGGGCUAAGUUCCCAGUCAAGUGGUCUCCUCCUGAAGUCUUCAACUUCUGCAAGUACAGCAGCAAGUCGGACGUCUGGUCCUUCGGUGUGUUGAUGUGGGAGGUGUUUACAGAGGGGAAGAUGCCAUUUGAACACAACCCGAACCACGAGGUAGUGAUGAUGGUGUUAGAAGGACAUCGCCUCUACAGACCCAAGAAGGCCACGCCCAACAUCUAUGACAUCAUGCUGCGCUGCUGGCACGAGAGAGCAGAAGAGAGACCAUCGUUUUCUCAGAUCUCCAUCUUGAUCUCCGACGCUCUAGAAGUGGAUGAGUCCUCCUCUGCCUGAACCCACCAAUCAAAUCCUCUCCUCUGCCUGAACCCACCAAUCAAAUCCUCUCCUCUGCCUGAACCCACUAAUCAGAUCCUCUGCCUGAACCCACCAAUCAAAUCGCAACCACCAGUCGGAUCUCCUCAGAUCCAGUGUUGGAGGACUGCUUCCACACCGUUCUCUGUACUGAUGGAUCUCUCGUGAUGGACGAUUACGGUGGAGUUUGUUAGACAGGAAGUUUGCGUCCAAAUACCAUAUACUGUUUCACCACUUCUAUCCUGUCUGACAGGAAACUGGACAGUCUUCUCAAAACGGAUAUGUUUUAUCCCCCCCCCCCCUUUUCUCCUCAGAACAGCUGAAUACUGAGUGUUCUAAACAUUAAGAACACCUUCCUAAUAUGGAGUUGCACCUCCCCCUUUUCCCCUCAGAACAGCCUCAAUUCGUCGGGGACUCUACAAGGUGUCGAAAGCGUUCCACAGGGAUGCUGGCCCAGGUUGACUCCAAUGCUUCCCACGGUUGUGUCAAGUUAGCUAGAUGUCCUUUGGGUGGUGGACCAUUCUGGAUACACACGGGAAACUGUUGAGGGUGAAAAAAACAGCAGCGUUGGAAGUUCUUGACACAAACCGGUGCACCUGGCACCUACUACCGUACCCCGUUCAAAGGCACUUAAACAUUUUGCCUUACCGAUUUAACCUUUGAAUGGCACAUACACAAUCCAUGUCUCAAUUAUCUCAAGGCUUUACAUUUUUUAAAAAUCUUUAAUCUCCUCCGCUCCAUCUAUACUGAUCUGAAGUUGAUUUAACAAGUGUCAUCAUAGCUUUUCGCCUGGUCAGUCUGUGAUAGGGAGAGAUCAUUCAGAUCCAUCCAUCUUCUCAUCUUUCACAUGUCCUCAAAUCCAGCUGACUUGUACUGUGGACAGACGUUUUUAUAUUUAAAAUGUAAAUGUAUGUUUUUAAUAGAACUGCAGAAGUUUGAAUGUAAUUACAAUAAAAUGAAUGACAAUA